GCUGGAGAACAGCUUUGUUCCUAUUAACACUAGUAGUUCAUUGUUGGCGGCAGAAGAUUUUCGAAUCAACCUGAAAAUGCUCAAUAUCUGCGGAAUAAUGAAAUUACGUGUUUCUCAUUUAUUAUUGCGAUAUUUUCCAUACGCUGCUUCUGCUUAGCGUAGUUAUCGAACUUUGCAAAUCGGGAGCGACUUUGAAAACAGAAAACUAUCUCAGAAUGCAAUUGGAUGUGUGAUUGGAUAAAUUCACCCCGUGGUGUGAUUUACAUAAACAAUUAUCUAUAGAAUAUUCAAUCAAAUUUUGCAAAUGAUGGCAGAAGAUUGGAAGGACUGCGCUGAUAAUGAUAUCAAAAUACGCAAAGUAACCAGCAAAGCAAGAAUAUCGCAUUACAUUAGCAAUGCGGUUGUCACUACGCACACAAUCGCUAUAUGCUUUUACGGCAUUGGUGUCGUUUUAACCGAUGUCGACAUUACUGAUCAUACGAUCGAAAUACCCCACAUAUACAAAAUGGAAGUUCUGUUUGAAAUAAAUACGCAGAGCACAUACAGAUUCACGUUAAUUAUGGAACUGAUACAUCUUCUAUUGUGUAGCCUGUGCUUGGCCAUUUUAAACGUUUUGAUUUUGAUAUUGACCCUACACGUAGGUGAUCAGAUAGAUAUAUUAAUUUUUUGGUUGACGGAACUAACGUUCGUAGAAAACAAACAUAGAUUCCGCAUGAUGAGAAAGAUUAUCCAGAAACAUCAGAAAAUCAUCCACUUUGCGGAGAAUAUCGAGAAACUGUAUACAAUCAUCGCAUUGAUGCAGUUUGUGUCAAACGUGGUGAUGAUUUGCAUAUUAGGAUUUUUAAUUAUAAUAGCGCUCGAUAAUCCCAAUGCGACGGAGAAGAUAAUGAGACCACUUGCAUAUUACAGUGUGACAAAUCUAGAAGCGUUUAUUUUCUGCUAUGCUGGGGAAUAUUUGAUCAACAAGAGCAGGGCAAUCGGAUACGCUGCGUACGAAUCCGCUUGGUACGAUAUGGAACCUAAAUACAGUCGUAUUCUGUUGCUUAUCAUUUCAAGAUCGCAGAAGCAAUUAACACUGACGAUUGGGAAGUUGAUGGACCUUUCAUUGCCGCGCUUCGCAAGUAUUAUGAAUUCCGCGGGCUCAUAUAUGUCGGUGUUAUUAGCGAUGCAAUGAGGAGCAACGCUACGAGGAUAUUCGUCUCAUCGUCUUUCCAUCGAUAAUCGUGGAUUACGAACGAAAUAAAUAUGCAAAUCACUAGUUAGUACAUGAUUCGCAAUUAUGUAACGUAACUUGCGCGUGGAGUCUUCUCCAUGGUAGUGCAAAGAAAUUUAAUUAGUCGUGUAACGCGAAGAGCUCUGUAGCUAGUUUAAGGGCCACAGCGUUAGGAUGGCACUGCAGGCUCCGCCAGAAGAGAAGAGAAGGGAGUCUGACCUGAGCCAUCGUAGUGAAUGAGUGCAUAAUCUAUAUUCUUAUGUAUUUCUUGGUAACGCACAAUACAGUUC
Molecule: messenger RNA, 1503 nt
Organism: Harpegnathos saltator (Jerdon's jumping ant)
Lineage: Eukaryota; Metazoa; Arthropoda; Insecta; Hymenoptera; Formicidae
Product: odorant receptor 22c-like
Exons: 5
Coding region: 305-1174 (289 amino acids)
Biological process (GO): sensory perception of smell; detection of chemical stimulus involved in sensory perception of smell
Cellular component (GO): plasma membrane
Molecular function (GO): olfactory receptor activity; odorant binding
Source: RefSeq, a predicted model, not a curated record